CGGCUUAACUUUAAAAGGCAUUUUGCACAGAGUGAAGACCGUGGAUUAUCAGUUUCACAAGGAAGUCAUCACUUUAUGGCCGUUAUGAACAAGAGGGAUCAUCAGAGUGACCAGUAUCUCUUGCUUUCAAAGUACAUCUGAGCAUGUUUGUCGGGGGUGGAGCAUUUCGAGGCCACGCCCCCUGCAAGCGUCGCUGACGUCACUGGAUUCGACAGUGAUGGGAACUCGAGCGAGCGCUGAGAAAAUGAGCAGCAUCCCCCUCUCUCGCUCCGAAGUGUUUGGGGAGCUGAGGAAGGAAUUGCAUGACGAUGAAGAGUUCCAUCAGUCUGACGUUCACAUCUUCAUCAUCAUGGGAGCAUCGGGGGAUCUGGCUAAGAAGAAAAUCUACCCAACUCUCUGGUGGUUGUACAGAGACGGCCUCCUCCCUGAGCAGACACAUUUUGUGGGCUAUGCUCGCUCUGACUUGACAGUGGAUGCGAUCCGGACUGCUUGCUUGCCAUACCUGAAGGUGACGGAUACAGAAGCAGAGCGGCUGUCGGCCUUCUUCAGCAGGAACACGUAUAUCAGUGGGAAAUAUGCUGAUGAGGCUUCCUUCGCCAAACUCAACACACACAUCCUGUCGUUGCCUGGAGGAACCGAGGCAAACCGUCUCUUCUAUCUGGCCCUGCCGCCCACCGUCUACCACGAUGUUACCAAGAACAUCAAGCAACACUGCAUGAGCACAAAAGGCUGGAACAGGGUGAUUGUAGAGAAGCCGUUUGGACGUGACCUCCAGAGCUCAGAGGAGCUUUCCGCUCACCUCUCCUCCCUCUUCACUGAAGAGCAGAUCUACCGUAUAGAUCACUAUCUGGGCAAAGAAAUGGUGCAGAACCUCAUGGUGCUCAGAUUUGGGAACCGAAUCUUUGGGCCGAUCUGGAACAGGGACAGUGUGGCCUGUGUUGUCCUCACCUUUAAAGAACCAUUUGGCACUCAGGGACGAGGAGGCUACUUUGAUGAUUUUGGCAUCAUAAGAGAUGUCAUGCAGAACCACUUGCUCCAGAUGCUCUCCCUGGUUGCCAUGGAGAAGCCAGCCUCCACCAGCUCUGAUGACGUCAGGGAUGAAAAGGUGAAGGUGCUGAAGUGCAUCACUCCAGUGUCCAUGUCCGAUGUGGUGCUGGGUCAGUAUGUUGGGGAUCCAGAGGGUGAGGGAGAUGCCAAACUGGGUUACCUUGACGACCCCACAGUUCCUAAAGGAUCAACUCAGGCCACCUUCGCCACUGCUGUGCUCUAUGUGCACAACGAACGCUGGGAUGGUGUUCCUUUCAUCCUGCGCUGUGGUAAAGCUCUGAAUGAGAGGAAAGCUGAGGUGCGGCUGCAGUUCACAGAUGUCCCGGGAGACAUUUUUGGAAAUCAGUGUCGCAGGAAUGAGCUAGUGGUGCGCGUGCAGCCCAACGAGGCCGUCUACGCCAAGAUGAUGAGCAAGAAACCUGGUGUCUACUUCAGCCCUGAGGAAACUGAGCUGGACCUCACCUACAAGAGCAGAUACAAGGAUGUGAAGCUUCCAGACGCUUACGAGCGUCUCAUCCUGGAUGUCUUCUGCGGAAGUCAGAUGCACUUUGUACGCAGCGAUGAACUACGGGAAGCGUGGAGGAUCUUCACGCCUCUCCUUCAUCAGAUUGACAAAGAGAAGCCAAAGCCUAUUCCAUACACAUAUGGAAGCCGUGGCCCAGCAGAAGCGGAUGACCUUUCAAAGAGAGUUGGAUUUCGUUAUGAAGGCACAUACAAAUGGGUCAACCCUCACAGACUGUGAAUUGUGAUGAGAUGAGGGAGGGAGUAGAGGUAGGGAUAGUAGGAGGGGUGAAGCGGGGUGUCAUGUUCCAAUACUGGAGUGUUUUUGAGGAAGGUGUUUCCACUGUGUGGAUCCAUCAGAGUAGCAGCAGAAAGAAGAUAUUUGAAGAAAAACAAACAAACAAACAAACAAAAGAAUAUUUCUCAGGUAUAGAAAUUAUUCAAUGGACCCAGUUCAUCAGACAUUCAAAAGAGAAUUAUGAAUUUAGGCAGUCAUCAUAGACUUAUACCACAGUUUUGGUGGUAGUUUUUUUCAUGCACUCACAGCACAUUUCUUUAUUUUAAUCUAGAGUUGGAACCAUGUCAGAUGGAGUGGGAACAAACAAAAUAACUGUCCGAUGAACUGUUUCUGCGUCCAUGUCUCCAUGAAUUAAGUCUUAAAUUGUCAGGAUGGUAAAUGGAAUAACUGUAACAAGAACAAGAGCAGAGCAACAAAAAAAUCACUCAGCCUGAGUCAUGCUCACCCAGAGUAAGUACUGUACUGUACCAAAGAUGGUAGCUGAACACAGCAGAGACGAGGAGCAACAGGAACGAUUGUCCACCAGCUCGACCAUAACCAUUGUGAUUGUAAUACAUUUAAGCUUUGACUGUGUUUGUUAAGCACGCUUAGUGGAAUUUACUUCUGCAGCUUGCAUACUCUUAUUUUUGCCUCCUCUGCCUGGGACCAAGGACAUCAUGGCUGCUCAAGAUAAAAUAGACUGGUUUUUAAAGGUCAAUGCGGGCAGUUACACUUCAAAACAUUCAUACUGGAAUAGUCUUAAGUGUCCUUUUGGACGAACAAAGUGAAUUCUUGUUUAGUAGCCUCCAUCUGAGCUUCAUUUCCUUUUGUUUACAUUUUUUCCAGAGUUAUUUAAGUUGCUGAUUUUCAUUCCAUAUUUCACUAAUAUUGAGACAGCAGCGGUGUCUGCCAGAGGUCAACAGUGAAUGUCUUUGUAAUGAUGUGCUGUAUACUGCUGUUAACUGCACACUCAUGUAAAGCUAGCUACAUUUCCACAACUUGUAAUAAACUAGUUUUGCUUCUGUUAA
Molecule: messenger RNA, 2853 nt
Organism: Lates calcarifer (barramundi perch)
Lineage: Eukaryota; Metazoa; Chordata; Actinopteri; Centropomidae
Product: glucose-6-phosphate 1-dehydrogenase
Exons: 14
Coding region: 218-1789 (523 amino acids)
Biological process (GO): pentose-phosphate shunt, oxidative branch; glucose metabolic process
Cellular component (GO): cytosol
Molecular function (GO): NADP binding; glucose-6-phosphate dehydrogenase activity
Source: RefSeq, a predicted model, not a curated record